Scutellospora calospora is the source of this 149-nucleotide messenger RNA. Lineage: Eukaryota; Fungi; Glomeromycota; Glomeromycetes; Diversisporales; Gigasporaceae. The record is from the annotation of a GenBank genome assembly.
UCAAAAACCAAAAGAUACAAGAACUUUGUCUAAUAAGCAAAAUCAGCAAAAAUCUAAAGAUACAAAAGGCUCAUCUAACAAACAAAAGUGCAAUUAUUGUAGCUAUUAUAAGAAUUCAGGUCAUAAUAUUGUAAUAUAUCCAGAAAAAG